Osmerus eperlanus (European smelt) is the source of this 1170-nucleotide messenger RNA. RefSeq names its product sperm-associated microtubule inner protein 10-like. The coding region runs from base 140 to 499 and encodes 119 amino acids. The record is from RefSeq and is a predicted model, not a curated record. The transcript has 3 exons. NCBI's taxonomy places the organism in Eukaryota, Metazoa, Chordata, Actinopteri, Osmeriformes, Osmeridae.
UGUGUGUGUGUUACAUAGUUUUGUGUCUUGGCUGACAGGGGUUUGAAUAACACAUCAGCUAGUAUUUGUUCCCUGUAACCCUACCUGUUACCCACAAUGCACUAGCAAGUUUCUAAGGAAGUAUUUUCAGUCAACAAACAUGGCUGGUGCCUCAGAGAACAUUAACGUCCAUGGUCAGAGCCGCUGCCAUGCCCCCAAGUUCUCCAGGAGACAUCCCAUGAUCCCAAAGCUUUAUGUGAUGCCAUGGAAACAAGACAUGAAGAACCAAAGGCUGCUGAUGAAGAACGCAGGGCUAGUGGAGGUCCCCUGCGUCGACCAGGAGGAGAGUCUGUACUUGGAGGGCAGAGAGCGUCUGUGUCAUGGUCAGGACAGGAAGGAGCUGUCAAACACUUCCUCCAUCAUCCCCGGCCAAUCAGGAGCCACAGCCCUUAACGCGUCGCACCUCUCCAGGUACAACAGCUCUGCUGUGACCUCACGGAACCUGUUCCAGCAGCCCUGACAACCAGGAACCAGGAGUCAGCCUUGAGGAAGAGGGUGGUAUCUUCCAGAUGAAGACAAAACUUCUCUCAGUAAACUUUGAACACACUGUCGUAAACCCUGUCUCUUUGGUUUUCAUUACCCUUACUAGUGACUUUCACACACAGACACACAUGUUCGCACGCACACACGUUUUCAUUCAUGCUCACAUUGUCAUGGAUACUCAUCCAGAGCAAGGGAAUUCUCUCUGCUCUGAUCUUCACACAGAGGCAUGGCAAUGGUGACAUCUAGUGUGUAGGACAAACACGGUUUCAUACAGUCCAGUUGAACUAAUAAAGUACACACAGACAUCUCACAUCAAAUGACUGACUUCUUUGUCACACUAUCAUACACAAAUUAUGGUAUUCAAUUGAUUUGUAGUAUUUAGCUGUUGGUUAAAAUAACCAACAGCUAAUACUGCCUUUCUUAAUCUUGAACAUAACUAGUUUUUGCCACGUUACAGUUGAUAGUUUAGUUAGUGUAUCGUGAUAGGGCCUCGAUAGACAUUGAUACCCUGACGUCAAAUCACCCAACACUGCUUUUUUAAUUCUAUAUUGUCAAAAGGUGUGAUUCAAGAAGGCAUUAUCUUCAGCUUCACUGUCAAUACAGUUGUUGUUUCAAACUGUCCUUCAGUGAAACAUUUCCCUAAUAAAA